Gymnogyps californianus (California condor) is the source of this 567-nucleotide messenger RNA. RefSeq names its product guanylyl cyclase-activating protein 1-like. Gene Ontology annotation, molecular function: calcium sensitive guanylate cyclase activator activity; calcium ion binding. The transcript is spliced from 4 exons. The record is from RefSeq and is a predicted model, not a curated record. NCBI's taxonomy places the organism in Eukaryota, Metazoa, Chordata, Aves, Accipitriformes, Cathartidae. The coding region runs from base 1 to 567 and encodes 188 amino acids.
AUGGGGAACAAUAGCAGCUCGACAGUGGAUGAUCUGCAGGCUGUCGAGAUCCACCACUGGUACAAAAAGUUCAUGACGGAGUGUCCUUCUGGACAGCUGACAGAGCAUGAAUUUAAACAGUUCUUUGGGCUUCGAGGGCUGGAUCCAGAGGCCAAUGAGUACAUUGAGCAGAUGUUCCGCACGUUUGAUAUGAACAAGGAUGGAUAUAUUGACUUCAUGGAAUAUGUGGCUGCCCUCAGCCUUGUUCUCCGUGGGAAGAUGGAGCAGAAAUUGCGGUGGUAUUUCAAGCUCUAUGAUGUAGAUGGCAAUGGCUGCAUUGAUCGACAUGAAUUGCUCAACAUCAUUAAGGCUAUUCGAGCUAUUAAUGGUGGUGACCAUGAAACUAGUGCAGAAGAAUUCACCGACCGAGUCUUCAACAAAAUUGAUGUGAAUGGAGAUGGUGAACUUUCUCUGGAUGAAUUUGUGGAGGGAGCAAGGAAAGACGAGGAGUUCAUGGAGGUUAUGAUGAAAAGUUUGGACCUGUCACACAUUGUGGCCAUGAUCAACAACCGUCGGCAUAGUGUAUAA